Molecule: messenger RNA, 1587 nt
Organism: Mercurialis annua (annual mercury)
Lineage: Eukaryota; Viridiplantae; Streptophyta; Magnoliopsida; Malpighiales; Euphorbiaceae
Product: probable glycosyltransferase At5g11130
Exons: 3
Coding region: 65-1429 (454 amino acids)
Molecular function (GO): glycosyltransferase activity
Source: RefSeq, a predicted model, not a curated record
UACACUUCAACUCUACUCCUUAAAAGCUCAUAUUUUCCUCUAAUCUUUUUCACUACACUUGAACAUGGCUGAUUUCACUUGCACUACAUCUUUCACAAUAUACUCUUUAAUCUUUCUCUUUUUUUUCUUAGCUACAAUCAAUCAUCAACAUCAUCUCAUUAUUACUAACAUUUCUUUGAACCACACCAAAACUUCUUAUAAACAUUACCAACAAGCCAUUGUUUUUUCUGUUUCCAACAUUUCGAGUACUAAUGUUUUGCAGAAGAGUCCAUUAGUAAAAUUGGAGGAAGGGCUGGCAAGAGCAAGAGCAGCCAUACUCAAGGCGAGUCGAACCCGGAAUUAUUCAUCUUACAAACAAGAAAACUUCAUUCCAAGAGGGUCUAUUUAUGUCAAUCCUUAUGCCUUUCAUCAGAGCUACAUUGAGAUGGAGAAAAGAUUUAAAAUAUGGACAUACAAAGAAGGAGACCCGCCAUUGUUUCACAAUGGCCCGAUGAAUGAUAUUUACUCAACGGAAGGGCAGUUCAUGGAUGAAAUGGCGAGCAGCCGGAAUCCAUUUUCCGCUCGCCAUUCCGACGAGGCACUUGCAUUUUAUCUUCCGGUUAGCAUUGUCGGCAUUGUAAGAUAUGUUUAUAGGCCUUACAAAAACUAUUCUCGCGAACGAUUGCAAAACAUUGUAAAAGACUACAUUCGAAUUAUUUCGACUAAGUAUUCAUUUUGGAAUAGAAGCCAUGGUGCUGAUCAUUUUCUCACUUCUUGCCAUGAUUGGGCACCGGAUGUUUCAGCUGCCCAUCCUGAACUUUACAAACACUUUACUAGAGUUCUUUGCAAUGCCAACACAUCAGAAGGGUUUGUACCAUCAAGAGACGUCUCCUUGCCGGAAAUCAAACUCAAAUUCGGAAAAUUAAGCCCUGAAUCAUUUAGUUUGCCACCUUCAGACCGCCAUAUUCUCGCCUUUUUCGCCGGAGGCUGGCAUGGGGAUGUAAGAAAAGAAUUAUUCAAGCAUUGGAAAGGUAAAGAUAAUGACAUUCAAGUUUAUGAAUAUCUUCCUAAAACCCUAAAUUAUACAUAUUUAAUGAGUAAAUCCAAGUUUUGCCUAUGCCCUAGUGGUUGGGAAGUUGCAAGUCCUAGGGUUCCGGAGUCAAUAUAUACCGGCUGUGUUCCGGUAAUCAUUUCCGAUUAUUAUUAUCUACCGUUUAGUGAAGUUCUUGAUUGGAGUAAAUUUUCCGUUCAUAUUCCGGUCGCUAGAAUACCGGAAAUCAAGACAAUUUUGCAAAAGAUUCCCAUGGAAAAGUAUUUGAGAAUGCAAAAGAGGGUGAUUCAAGUUCAAAAACAUUUCAAGCUUAAUAGGCCAGCUAAGCCCUUUGAUGUGUUGCAUAUGGUGUUGCAUUCUAUAUGGUUAAGGAGGCUCAAUGUUAGGGUUUCAUCGUAGGGUUUCAUUUGUUUUCAGUUGCAUUAGUGUUGUGUAAGUAAUCAAUGUGUUGUAUUAAAUUUGUAAUCUUAGAUGAUAUAUUUAUUUUGUCAUUUUCAUCAUAUUAUUAUGUUACUUAAAUAAAAAUGUAUGCGAGAGUUAUGGAGUGGUACUUUCCA